UCCUGUGUGGAUGUCACAUGACCAAAUUGGAGUCGUAUGAUGUGAGUUUUCCUGUUUGGGGGUACUAUCGGUUACAGAGGGACGCUGUACUCCCUGGAAACGCUUCUGUCCGGUGGGCCACACACACCAUGCUCCUAGCAGCUCCACCUUCAGGUGACCCUCCCCGCGCUCAGGUUCGGUGAUCCUCCGUAAAGCGCCAUGGCCUCCGAGCAGCACACCGGCCGCCUCUACCAGCCCAGUGCAGAGUACUUCUUAUGGGACUAUCGCCUCCAGCUCAUCGGCCUUGGCUUCUGCUUCUAUACUGUAGUGUUCCUCUUCUGUCACCUCCUGUCUGUGUCUCUGUGCCAGACCUACAAGUCCCUGCUGGCCAAAGAAAAGGUUUUUUGGAACCUUGCUGCCACCCGGGCAGUGUUUGGGAUCCAGAGUACAGUAGCCGGUCUCCGGGCCCUCACUGAAGACUCCUCAAUCACCAGAGACAAAGUGAGGGGCCAGGAAGACUGGUCAUGGUUUAACGUGCUCACAGCCACGGGCUUUUUUGCAUUUGAGAAUGUUGCACUUCACGCCUCCAGUGUGGUAUUUUGGUCAUUCGACCUCCCACUGGCCACGCACCAUUUCUUCGCCCUGUCGGGAUACGUGGGGGCGGUGGUGUGGGAUUCCCUGGGCCACUUCCUGCCCAUGGUCACCCUCCUGCUGGAGAUGAGCACGCCAUUCACCUGUAUAUCCUGGAUGCUGCUGAAGGCUGGCUGGGCAUGCACUCUGUUCUGGAAAGCCAACCAGUGGGUGAUGAUUCACAUGUUUCACUGUCGAAUGGUACUCACUUACUACAUGUGGUGGGUAACCUUGACCCACCGGGUGGAGCUGUGGACCCAUGCGCCCCUGCCCCCGCUAAUACUCUUCUUCACCGGCCUCACUCUGCUCACACUUAUCCUCAACCCCAUAUGGACCCACAAGAAGACAAUGCAGCUUCUUAAUCCUGUGGACUGGAACUUUGGCAACAAGGCGAUCCCACUGAACGGCACCACCGACGGUCAGCCUGAGGCUUCUGGAAAACCUCAUGCCAGUUAAGGAGUAUCAUCGGUGUCAUUUCCUGUUUCAGUUAUGGCUUUUUAUUUUAUUAUUUGAGACUGAGUGGGCGCUGACUUUUGAUGGAUGCUUGUUUUAAAUUCUACGUUUGUUAGACUGGGACUUCUUUUUAAGCCCCUUGGGCUCUCUAGUCCUUUGUUCUGUAAUGCAUCUUUUCCUCUAGCACCACCUCAGCUCAACUCUACUCAGUUUUUACAAUUGUGUAGUACCUCAAUGUGGGUGGGGUCAUCAUAGCAAGGUGGGCAGAAAGUCCCAGUCUGCGUUUUCUUGUCAGACUUCAGGUAAAAGAAGUUUGUGUCUCCAUUUCCUUCGUUGUUGGGUUUGAAAAAUGGCAGAUUUGAUUCUUGUGAAAGAGUCGCUCUUGUGAAGGAGUCGCUCUCAUGACUCCACUUUUAAAGUAAUAAAUUACUUUUUUUCAGUAUAAAAUAUGUAUGAGAGCAGCUCCUGCAUUAAAAAUCAGUAAGUUUAAGAUCAACAAAAGCUUUAAUAAGCAAAAUCUGCUUUGAGAUAAAGACCAGAAUUAAACUGGACUUAAAUAUGAGUUGGGAGUAGAUGUUGUCGGCCCACAGCUGUUUCUAUUGUGUACAUAUUGACAGUGAAAUUUGCUCCGUCUGUUUAGGGAAGUUUGAGGUGAGCAUGAAGUGUCUCUAAAUCAAAGCACUGUGAACUCCAGAGUGGACCCUUUGUUACACAGCUCUGCUGCCUGAGUGGGGUAAAACUGGAUCAUGUUUGAGGAUGACCUCUCAUAGGUUUACUCAUUGAAGUUAUUAGAUACUAAGUGUUGAUCAGAUUGGUGUGUUUGGACUGCAUCAGCAGAGAAACAAGCAUGUAUCAUGGCGGAGUUACACUGAGUCACAGCAGUCCGCUUCACAAAGGCUUAACUGUGCUGAAAAAAUACUGAACUAGUGCUUACACUAAGCAAACCUCUGACCCUGAUAACUGUGGUUUAAACUGGUGCAGCCCUGCAGCCCAUCUUUAUUUAUGGUGUAUUCUAAAAUCCACUGAGUUUUAUUUUAUGUGUGUGGGAUUUUUAUAAAAACAUACUAAUGGCGAUUGUGUGUGUGUUCCUGUAUUUAAACCAUAGGAAAGGUUUUAUUUGUCUUUCGCUGCAAAUGUUCAACUUCUCCACAAUAUCCCACUUUAACAGCUCUGCUUUUAGUUCUCAUUAACAGAAUAGCCCUGUGUUGUUAUUGUACAUGGGAAACAGAAUUGUGUGUUAUAUUCAGUAAUUUUUUAAGACAUUUUAAUUGUGCACAUAGUUGUAAUUUUCUUUCUACAGCGUGCACAUUAACACCUUUUGGCUCGGCCUGCACAAAAGCUGCCCAGCAAAUAAGUGAAGCCCUCGUUAGAUGUUUUCCUGCCUGUGUGUUAAAUAAAGUGGAAAACGCUUCGAAGCCUCAGUCCAAUAGAUUGAAGCUUUUCACACCUUCAGUAAUUUCAUCUUCGUAAAGAGUGAAAUGUUGUUUUAGCUGUAGCUCUGAUCUCACUUUAAAUAAAUCUGAUCAUGUUAGAUUUAGAUUGUGAAAUUAGGGAACUACCGUGGGACAGAUGUCCUGUUGAUUCAGUGCCAUAUACUAACAGCUUCUGUGUUAUCUAUGUUGGACUGUGCAUUCAUUUAAACUACCGAGUUUCAAAAUAAAGUGUUUCCUUGGUUA
Messenger RNA from Maylandia zebra (zebra mbuna), 2738 nucleotides. It is a transcript of the gene cln8, whose product is annotated as CLN8 transmembrane ER and ERGIC protein. Gene Ontology annotation, molecular function: ceramide binding. The record is from RefSeq and is a predicted model, not a curated record. NCBI's taxonomy places the organism in Eukaryota, Metazoa, Chordata, Actinopteri, Cichliformes, Cichlidae. Gene Ontology annotation, biological process: nervous system development; lipid homeostasis; phospholipid metabolic process. Gene Ontology annotation, cellular component: endoplasmic reticulum; membrane.